AACCAAUCGAGUAGCGUUUUACUAGGUGGUCGUCGUCGACUGUUUUGACAAACAUUUUGGUAGCGUCGAUUUGCAGUUGGUAUUAAUACAUUUAUGUCGUUUUAUGAAAGGCCGUUUACUUUUGAGCUUAUUCGAGAAGCAGACUAUCAUUUUUUAUUCAAGCAACCAAGCCUUCGUGAGAGGGAAAUGUAUUCUGAAAGAGGGAGUAUAUAGACGAUCGACCUACAGAGGAGCGGCCAUUGUACCAUAGAAAGCACGCGCAAUAGUGUUUGUCAGCUCGAUGGGAUAGCAGCCAACUCCACUUGUCUGGCUUGCAGCUGUAGGUAUGGACUCCUCCCUCUACUUGUGCUCUACCUGCUACCAGAUAUUCAACUCUCUGGAGGUGGUGAUCUCUCAUCAGCUCACCUGCCAACCGGUCAACACAGAGGAGAUGGUCCCUGCAGCGCCACCUACAGCACAGACCGAGAGCUCCAGAGUGGUGCUUGAGUCUCAGAAUGGACCAUCCCAGCACCAAGAGAGAAACCAAAAGAGAACCUUCAUGAUGAACCCAAACCUGCCCUACCUGCACUCCCACAUAGAGAAGAGAGCGACUGGAAGUCCGACCGGUUCCAACAGCCCUCAGAACCAGACCCAAACGCAAAACCUGACUAGCCCGGCCCUGCUCAUCCACUAUCAGUGUAGGGAAUGUGAGGCGUUGUUUGAGUCCCUGGAGCUGUGGCAGAAGCACAGCAAGCUGGGUGACUGUUCUGCAACCACUGGGUCAGAACCAAGGGACCAGGAAAUGGACACAGAGUGUCAGCCUGUGAUAGGAGAUGAAAAGGGGGUGGAGGAACAGAGUGGUAGAGGGAUGGAUGUGAAUAUAGAGGAGGAUGGUGACAAAGAGAGGGAGGAAGAGGUAGACUAUGGAGGAGGGAUGGAACAAGAACAUAGCAUUGAGAUUGAAUUGGAAUCAGAAACAAACUCCAACUCCCAGCAUUCCUUCCCCAACACUCCCAUGUUUACAAACCCUGCUGCCUGUAGUUCCAAUCCAACUGCUUCCUCCUCGAGACAGACCUCCUUCUGUGUGGCCUGUGGCUCGGGCUUCAGCACUGAGUCGGCGCUAAAGCUGCACCGUGUGGUCAUCCACGGCUUGCCGGGGGCGCUACAUCACUGUGACCUGUGUGGAAAGAGCUUUAUGAACACUACCAAGUACCUCUACCACCGCAGGCAGCAUCGAGACAGAGGGAAAAAGGACUUGGAGCUCUCCACACCCCGGGUGGACCACAUUUUACCUAAGCCUCUGUUCCAGUGGAAAAGCAACAGUGCUGUGGCGAGUGGUGGAGAAGAGACCCCGACCCAUCCACCCCUCACUACCACCACCCUCCCUGACCCUUCCACCUCGCUACCGGCCCUGGAAACAACACCAGGGGACCACUUCGGACCGUGCCCCCACUGCGGGCGUUUCUUCAAGAGCUGCAGCCGCAUGCGCACCCACAUCCAGGCCCACUCAGGCCUCCAGCCGUUUAAGUGUGACCUCUGCCCCAAGACGUUUGCCUACAGCAGAUGCGUGACGCACCACCGUAUCACCCACAGCGCCCGCAAGCCUUACACCUGCCUGCGCUGCGGCAAGAGCUACACGCUGUUGGGCACGCUCCAGACCCACCACCUACUACACGAACACCAGGAUGCCUUGAACAAAGAUGGCGUUGUGGUGAAGGAGGACACAGUCAAGGAGGAGGGUCCUGGUGUGGUCAAUGACGCAGAGUCAAAGAACUCAAAGUACCCAACGUUUUUUCGAUACAAAUGCCCCGAUUGUCCACGCUGCUUCCGAAUGUCCUCUCAGGUGCCGGUUCACAGAUACUCUCACACAGGGAAGUGUCCGUUCACCUGCUCCAUCUGUGGUGAACACUUCUUCCACAAGAGCAGGCUGAAGCUUCAUGCUCUCACACACGACGGUCAGAGAAAUACUAAUGGAGUGGUGGACAUAGUUAAGGGAACAGGCCAGGGUAGAGGCCGUGGCCAAGGCAGAAGGCGGGACAAGACCACAGGGCUUCUGGACUGUGAGUUCUGCCGCCACCACUGUGUCACCAAGGAAGGCCUGGACCUCCACAGAUUGUCCCACGCCGGACAGACCCCUUUGCGCUGCCCCAUGACCCCCUGCAGACGGCGCUAUGCAACGGCAGCCUCCCUGGAAGAGCACCUCCUUACCCACUGCCCGGCGCCUGGGUACACGGUGGCCGCCGCCGAUCUCCCCAAGCCCCGUCCCUUCCACUGCCAUCACUGUGGGAAGGACUUCACCACCGGCUCAUCACUCAGUGUCCACCUUAGAGUCCACACGGGGGAGAAGCCCUUUCAGGUCCUGGAUUGCAGGAAGCUUGGCCUCGUGAUGUACUGGGCCAUACGCACUACCCUCUGUAGCGCCUUACGUGUUCCCAAUGUUGGAAGCGCUUCCGACAGAUCCCUCACCUGCGCGACCACGAGCGUCUGCACAGCGGCGAGCGUCCCUUCGUCUGCGGUGUCUGUGGCAAGAGCUUCGUCCUGGCUGCCCGCCUCACGGAGCACGCCCGCACUCACAGUGGCGAGAAACCAUUCUCCUGCCCCAUGUGCCACCGGGCCUUCCGCUCCCUCUCCAACCUGGGAAAGCACCGCAAGACCCACCGCUGCUGCCCCCCCACACAGCCACAAGAGGGCAUCAGCGAGCAGACCGCUGUCCUAGGGGUCAAAAUUCGGGGGAAUAUGGACAAUAUGGAGGGUCAGGCGGCCGUGCGUACGAUCUUACUUGUUCAGCCCCAAGUGGUCUCUCAGGGAGGAUCUUCUUCCGUAUCUGCUCCCCUCGUCCUCCUGCACCCCUCAGUUGCUGUGGGCAACGGACAGGCCGGGGCUGUGGGGGGCACCAUUAUGCGGCAUGCCAUCGAGGUCAUCGUGGAGCAGGCUGGUGAGCAGCGGGUGAAAAGUUGAUGUAACUUCACUGGUGAGACAUUUCACAAGAGGCUGCCAAGGACACCUGGAUGAAAAUCAUUUCUGAGAAGAACUGUCACAAUCUAAAAGGAGGAUAAGAAGUGGGUGGAGAGCAGGGAGUGAAGUGGGACUUGAAUAAAUGAAACAUGAAGGGAUGGUGCGGUGUUAGGAUUACGAGGAUCAGUUUUCAAUUUAAGUACAAAUGUAUAGAAUGGCUUUGAAGUAAGUUACUUCUAAUAGAAUGUUUUUGAGCCUGUGUUUAAUCUCAAUUUUACAGAGUGCCUUCACAAUCUGUUGUAUUUCUUUGAAUAAAAUGCUCUCUUUCCA
This is a messenger RNA of Salmo salar (Atlantic salmon), 3264 nucleotides long. RefSeq names its product zinc finger protein 574. The record is from RefSeq and is a predicted model, not a curated record. Gene Ontology annotation, biological process: regulation of transcription by RNA polymerase II. NCBI's taxonomy places the organism in Eukaryota, Metazoa, Chordata, Actinopteri, Salmoniformes, Salmonidae. Gene Ontology annotation, molecular function: DNA-binding transcription factor activity, RNA polymerase II-specific; RNA polymerase II transcription regulatory region sequence-specific DNA binding. Gene Ontology annotation, cellular component: nucleus.